Molecule: messenger RNA, 1093 nt
Organism: Hypanus sabinus (Atlantic stingray)
Lineage: Eukaryota; Metazoa; Chordata; Chondrichthyes; Myliobatiformes; Dasyatidae
Product: fetuin-B-like
Exons: 7
Coding region: 1-1080 (359 amino acids)
Biological process (GO): negative regulation of endopeptidase activity
Cellular component (GO): extracellular region
Molecular function (GO): cysteine-type endopeptidase inhibitor activity
Source: RefSeq, a predicted model, not a curated record
AUGGAUUGGAUAGUCAUUUUAGUGAUGUGCGAUCUGCUCUUUAAUUACCGCACACUUGCUUAUCACCAAGCAGUCACCUUUUCUGCAAUUCCUUGCGAUGCAGUGGGAGCAGUGAAUGCAGCUGACCUUGCAAUUCAGCACCUCAAUGACGUUCGACGAGAGGGAUACAAGUACAGCCUGAAUAAGAUCAUCAAUGCCCAGGAAAAGCAGGAUCAAUAUGAAUUCAUUUAUUAUUUGGUGUUUGAGGUCUUCGAAACCAGAUGUCACGUCACGAAUCCCAAACCAUUGAAAAGCUGUGAAGUUGAAUCGUUUCCCAUGAUGAAAGCAUUUGGCGAAUGUAAAAUCAUCAUUCGUAUCUCAAAAGGCUUCCUGCAUAUGAAGGAUUAUCAGUGUUCUAAAUACCCAGCUUCAGCUAGAGAUCCAUGUCCAGGAUGCUUCUACACAUUUAAACCAUUAGAGAGUGGAGACAUGAAUCAUGCUGUUAAUAUUGCUAUUCAAAAAUACAACAGUGAGAGCAAAGAUAUAAGCUACUUCUCUAUUUAUAAUAUCACAAAGAUUUUAACAAAGGCAUCUAGCCAGAUGACAUUCGUGGAAUUCAUUAUCCAAGAAACUAAUUGCUUCAAAGAUGAUUUCAUGGUAGUUCUUUCAGCUUGUGUUCCAAAGUCCCAUGAAUUUGCACAUCUGGGUUACUGCACUGUGUCUUUCAAAUCAGUGGCUCCAGUCCUUGAUGUGUCUGAAGUGAGAUGUGACAUUUAUGCAACAAAGGGUGUAACAGUCAAGGGAUUAAGUGGGCAAAAGGAGACACUUGAGGACAACUAUGAAGUUGAAAAACAGAUAUUCACACCCAAAUACAAGAGAUCGAUUUUUAGAUCCAAACAUCAGAGGAUGAAGCAAUCAAGGAUGAGGAAACAGUCCAGGAGGAAAGAGUCAUCUUCUUCAGAAUCAUCAGAGGAACAACAUUUGUACAGUCAUCAUGAACCCUUCAAACAGCCAAAUACUCGUUAUCCCAAUUUUCCAAAUCUCUCCUCACAUGCACUCACCUGUCCUGGUCAGCCCAGAUAUAUUCUUAUAAAAAGCUGAAUAAGUAAAGGAA